AAACCAAAAAAAAAAGUAAAAACACCAAAAUUGAAAGCGUUUUUAUGAUUUCAAAACCGCGACUAACAAAGUCAACCCUCUGUCUCUCUCUCUCUCUCUCUCUACUUCAUCGCCCUCCUCCAUCUCUCUCCUUCUCUCUCUCUCUGUCUCUCUCUGCCAUGAAAUUUCAGGCACACCGUUCAAACCACUGAGAUUCUCGCUCUGCAAUUUCUCUUCGUUUCCGAUGGGUAACGUUUUAAGGAAAAUCAGCAUGUGCUUCACCCGCGACGAGGGAGUUCUCCGGAGAAAAGACAUGUCCCUCGUCAUCUCCGACCCCAUCGACGAUCUGGGUCACUCCUUCUGCUACGUCAGACCCGACCCAGCCCGUCUCUCUUCCUCCAAAGUCCACUCCGAAGACACCACCACCACUUUCCGAUCCAUCUCCGGCGCCUCCGUUAGUGCCAACACUUCCACCCCUCUCUCCACAGCCUUGGUCGAUCUCUACAGCUACAACUCCAUCGAUCGAGCCUCCGCUUUCGAGAGCUCCACCUCUUUCGCUUCCAUUCCUCUCCAACCCAUUCCCCGGAAUUCCAUGAGCUCGGGUCCUCUGCCGCCCAAUUCCUGGGGAAUUCCGGGUUCGGGUCCGAUGGAGAGGGGGUUCAUGUCGGGUCCGAUCGAGAGAGGGUUUUUGUCGGGACCUCUCGAUCGUGGAAUUUUCUCGGGGCCUCUCGAAAAGGGUAGCGACGAUCAUUUCCAGAGGAGCUACUCUCAUGGGGGUUUUGCUUUUCGACCCAGAUCGAGAAAAGGGUCGUUGAUUCGGGUCCUGCAGAGAGCGAUAUCGAAGACGAUUUCACGAGGGCAGAAUUCGAUUGUUGCACCGAUUAAAGGGGUUGUUUCUGUGAAAGAACAGGAUUGGAUUGUUGGGUGUGAGAAGCAAAAUGAGUUGACAAUCAGCAGUGUGAAUCUGAGCACUGAUGGUAGUUUAGACGAUGAUGAUUCAAUGGGUAGUCAGAAUCUUCAAUGGGCACAAGGAAAGGCCGGUGAGGAUCGAGUUCAUGUCGUUGUUUCGGAGGAACACGGAUGGGUUUUCGUAGGAAUUUACGAUGGGUUUAACGGUCCUGAUGCACCUGAUUAUCUUCUCUCCAAUCUCUACUCUGCUGUUCAUAAGGAGCUCAAGGGUUUGUUGUGGGAUGACAAGUUUGAGUCCUCCAAUCCCAAUUCCUCUGUUCCAUCCGAAAACUCGAAUUCAGACAUGGUUGAUGUUGGACUUUCGAGCUGUUCACGGUGUGUUGAUCAAGAGAAUUAUCCAUGUGGAAGUGGUGAUUUGAAUUCCGAAUCGAAUUCAAUGAAAAAGAGGCCUAAGAAUUCCAAGAGUAAGUAUAAAGGGGCGGCGAAGAAAUGGGAGGAGAACCAGAGACGGUGGAGGUGCGAAUGGGACCGCGAAAGAUUAGAGCUUGAUCGGAGGCUAAAAGAACAGUUGAAUCGAAAUGGGUCGAACAGCUCAGGGACAAUAAAUCACUCGGAUGUGUUGAAAGCUCUGUCUCAGGCACUGAGGAAAACAGAAGAGGCCUAUUUGGAUAUUGCAGAUAAGAUGCUUGUGGAAAAUCCUGAGUUAGCCUUGAUGGGUUCUUGUGUUCUUGUAAUGCUGAUGAAGGGUGAGGAUGUUUAUGUGUUGAAUGUGGGCGAUAGUCGAGCUGUGUUGGCUCAGAAAACAGAGCCUGAUCUUUGGAGACAGGACUUGGAGAGGAUCAAAGAAGAAACAUUGCAUGAUCUUGAAGUGUGUGAUGGUGAUGGAUCCAACUCAAUACCCAGUUUAGCUGCCUUUCAGCUCACCGUGGAUCAUAGCACCUCUGUGGAGGAGGAAGUAGAAAGAAUAAAAAGUGAACACCCUGAUGAUGCUUGUGCCGUGAUGAAUGAACGCGUGAAAGGUUCGUUGAAGGUCACUCGAGCUUUUGGGGCUGGUUUUCUCAAGCAGCCUAAAUGGAACAAUGCACUUCUUGAGGUGUUUAGAAUCGACUACGUUGGAACUUCUCCGUACAUCACCUGUCUACCAAAUCUCUACCAUCAUAGAUUAGGGCCAAGAGACAGGUUUUUGAUAUUAUCGUCGGAUGGGCUCUAUCAGUACUUCACAAAUGAAGAAGCUGUUUCUGAAGUUGAACUUUUCAUUGCGUGGUCGCCUGAAGGGGACCCUGCUCAGCAUCUGGUUGAGGAAUUGCUGUUUCGUGCAGCAAAGAAAGCCGGUUUGGACUUUCAUGAGUUGCUUGAAAUACCACAAGGGGAUCGGCGUCGUUACCAUGAUGAUGUUUCAAUCAUUGUUAUUUCUUUGGAAGGAAGGAUAUGGAGAUCAUGUGUAUAAGGAAAAAUCACAGAUUAAGGAGAUAUAGACAUUUGCGAAAACAAAUUGGGCAUCCAUUUUUGAGGUUUUUAUCCCAUUCACAUUUGUGGCAUACCGAUUAAGAUCAGGGAAUACUGGAUGAGUACGAGUGACUUAGUUGUGCAAAUGUGGUGAUGGGUGGUGGUGGGGAUUGUAAAGCUGCUUCAUGUUGAUUAUAAACUGUCAUACAAAAUUGUAAUUUUCUCUAAUAAAUGACAUUCUUGGAAAGAAAUUUUGUUCGUCACUGUCA
This is a messenger RNA of Camellia sinensis, 2603 nucleotides long. NCBI's taxonomy places the organism in Eukaryota, Viridiplantae, Streptophyta, Magnoliopsida, Ericales, Theaceae. The record is from RefSeq and is a predicted model, not a curated record.